Molecule: messenger RNA, 8173 nt
Organism: Protopterus annectens (West African lungfish)
Lineage: Eukaryota; Metazoa; Chordata; Ceratodontiformes; Protopteridae
Gene: CKAP5
Product: cytoskeleton associated protein 5
Exons: 42
Coding region: 469-7722 (2417 amino acids)
Biological process (GO): centrosome duplication; establishment or maintenance of microtubule cytoskeleton polarity; mitotic spindle organization
Cellular component (GO): kinetochore; microtubule plus-end; centrosome
Molecular function (GO): microtubule plus end polymerase activity; microtubule plus-end binding
Source: RefSeq, a predicted model, not a curated record
UGUAGUCUGAAGACAAUCACAAUGUUGUUCAGCUUGGAAUGGCCUUAAGAAAAGGAUUAGAAAAAUAAGUUUUCGUCUUAAAACCGGUACAUUCUUAGCUGCACUUUGAAUAACGGACAAUUAGUCUCUCAAUGUAAGUUAGUUUGUCAUGGUUCUUUGAGUGACGUUGUGCAAGGGGCUUCGUAAACCAUUCGAAUCGCCCAUUGAAUGGGUUGUGGUUACGUAUUCAUCCAAUCCGAUUCUAGGAUACUGUGCAGCUCAUAAGCAAAGCGGAAAGCGCAAAACUUACUGAACCACUUAUGACAGAGUUUGUCGCUGAAAUUAUCGCGCGGGAGACUGUGAUCGUGCGCGGAUAGUAGUAUAUAUUACAGGCCGAGCAGAAACAAAGGGUGGCCCUGUUGCUGUUCAAGUUAUUUCCAUCUUCUGUAGGAUUUGUACAGCAGCAAGUCUUUUGCUACUAGCCAAACAAUGGGGGAUGACAGUGAAUGGAUGAAACUGCCCAUAGAUCAGAAAUGUGAGCAUAAGGUGUGGAAAGCACGGUUAAAUGGUUAUGAAGAAGCCUUGAAGUUAUUCCAGAAGAUUGAAGAUGAGAAGAGCCCUGAAUGGCCCAAGUACCUGGGGCUGAUAAAGAAGUUUGUCACGGAUGCAAAUGCGGUUGCUCAAUUAAAAGGCCUGGAAGCUGCAUUAGCAUAUGUAGAAAAUGCACACGUGGCUGGCAAGACUGCUGGAGAGGUGGUAUCGGGAGUUGUAAAUAAAGUGUUUAAUCAGCCGAAAGCCCGUGCAAAAGAACUGGGAGCUGAUAUAUGCCUGAUGUAUAUAGAAAUAGAGAAAGGAGAACCUGUCCAGGAAGAGCUCUUGAAAGGGCUUGACAAUAAAAAUCCAAAGAUUGUUGUAGCUUGUAUAGAGACCCUACGGAAGGCCCUCAGUGAGUUUGGUUCCAAAAUAGUGUCUCUGAAGCCAAUCGUUAAAGUUUUGCCAAAGUUGUUUGAGUCACGAGAUAAGCCUAUUCGUGAUGAGGCCAAACUGCUUGCUGUGGAAAUUUUUCGGUGGAUUCGAGAUGCCUUGAAACCUCCAUUACAGAAUAUCAAUCCAGUUCAGUUCAAGGAGCUGGAAGAAGAGUGGGUCAAACUACCAACAAGUGCUGCUAAACAGACUCGCUUUCUGCGAUCACAGCAAGACUUGAAGGCAAAGUUUGAGGAGCAGCAGGCUACAGGAGGUGACGGAGGUGAAGAUGAAAGUGAAAAUGCAGGUGCUGUACAGGUUGAUGCCUAUGACUUGUUGGAGGCUGUGGAGAUUUUGUCCAAGCUUCCUAAAGAUUUCUACGAGAAAAUUGAGGCCAAAAAGUGGCAGGAACGAAAGGAAGCUUUGGAAGCUGUAGAAACUCUUGUGAAAAACCCUAAACUUGAAGCUGGCGACUAUGCAGACUUGGUUAAAGCACUUAAAAAGGUAAUUUUUUUUACGACACUGCAGAACAUAAGUGAAGAUGUGCUAGCUGUCAUGGAUAGUAAGAAUCCAACAAUUAAGCAACAAGCAUCACUGUUUUUGGCAAGAAGUUUCUGCCGUUGCACCCCAUCAACUUUGCCAAAAAGCCUUCUGAAGCUUAUUUGUGCUGCAUUGCUUAAGCAAAUUAAUGACUCUGCACCUGAAGUUAGAGAUGCUGCAUAUGAAGCAAUUGGCACUGCCAUGAAAGUCGUCGGGGAGAAGGCUAUGAACCCAUUUCUGGCUGACCUGGAUAAGAUUAAGUUAGAUAAGAUUAAAGAAUGCUCUGAAAAGGUAGAGCUGGCGCAUGGAAAGAAGGGAGCAUCAGCUGAGAAGAAAGAAGUUAAAACAGAUGCUGCGAAGUCUGGCUCUGCUGUUGCAUUGGAGAAAGAUAAAGAAGCCGCCAAACCUGCUCCUCCCAAAAAGGCACCUGUUACCAAGACUGCAGGGCCUCCAAAGAAAAGUAAAGCACCUUCUGGAGGUACUGGAGGAGCUGCAGGCAAAGGAAAGAAAGGUGCAGAAACUAAGGAACUGGUUGAAACUGAGUUGUCUAAUAAUACUAUGAAUACUGAUACUGGGAAUGAGACAUCAUUAGGAUUUAAAAGGUUAAGCAAUUUCACACCGAUACAUCACCCACUUGUUGAGGCUUAUCUAAAAUUAACUGAAGAUGAACUACACAAAUAUUUUAGUGGUAAGUUACAUGUAAAAAACAAGGAUAAUCUCAGUAGAAAGGAAAGAGAAAGUCUACGGAAUUUACAGUUGAAUGAGGCAGUUACAAUUAGACCGGCUGACAAGGGGGGACAAGUUGUAGUUAUGGAUACUACGUGUUAUCAAACAGCUAUGUUGAGAUUGUUGAGUGAUAAGUUUUACUUAAGAAUUGAUGCAGGUGUAGUGAGAAACAUCACUUCAGAAGUAGGGAAUAUCCUGCUUGAUAUGUUUAAUGGCAGAGUCAUUGAUAAAGAACUGUUUGAGUACCUUAAAAUUCCAAAUCCUUUAGUUCCUAUGAUACAAGGUUUUCCAAAGAUACACAAAAGUAUCAAUGACCCGCCCAUGAGACCAGUAGUAUCAGGGCAGGGUUGGGUCACUGAACACAUCUCUAUAUAUAUCGAAAAACAUCUACGUCCUGUAUUGAACAUUAAUUCUACUAUACUUAGAGACUCAAAGCAGUUUUUGCUUGAGUUAUAUGAUUGUAUGAAUAGUGGAGUGAACAAUGAUGAGUUGGUAUUGGUUACGUUUGACAUCCAAUCGUUAUUCACCGUGUUACCUAAUGAUUUGGGCAUUAUAUAUGUCAGAGAAUAUCUGUUGGAGCAUAGCACAUUUACACCAGGUCAGAUAGACUUAUUGACACAUUUAUUAAAUAUCGUAUUGGAUAACAAUAUUUUUAUGUUCAAUGAGUUACUAUAUAAACAACAAGCUGGGGUUGCCAUGGGUACGCCAUGUGCAAACAGCUAUGCAAAUAUGUUUCUAGCUCAUUGGGAGAACAAAGUACUAUUUAGAACUAAUGAAUACAUACAAUCUGUAGUAUUUUACAAACGUUUUGUAGAUGUGUUUAUGUUAUGGAGAGGUGGUGUUAGUUCGUUAAAGGAAUUUCCUGGGAUGAUUAAUAACUUAACUAAUUAUAUGGUAUUCACAAUGUGUCAUUCUAUUCAUAGAAUAGAUUUUUUAGAUUUAUUUAUUGAAAAAUUGGAUAACGGCCUAUUGAAUACUGGAGUAUAUCGUAAACCAUGUCACCACAAUACUAUGCUAUCAAGGUAUAGCAUGCAUCCAAAUUAUAUAUUCAACAACAUUAUUAGAGGACAGGGGAUGCGUGUCUCUAGACUUAAUGCCACCAAUGCAGGUUUUGAAACAGGCAUCCAAGAUCUGAAAGAGAGAUUGACGGAUAGGGGCUAUAGUGGUAAAGAGAUUGAUAAGCAGCUUAGUGAUAUACAGGAACUUAGGCUAAGUAGAGCAGCACCAUAUUAUGGACCUAGACCUGAGAGAGAUGAGGAUCGACGAAUUAUGAGAAAUGUAGUUAAGAUUUCUUUACCAUAUACUAAUGAUCAUAAGGGUCUUAAGGAUAUAUUUAACAAACAUUGGUCUAUAUUAUGUACAGAUAAUGGGAUUAAACAGGUGGCAGUAGAAGUAAUGGAAAAAAAUGAAAUACCUUGCCAGGCUCUUAUAAGGAUGUUGACAAAGAAGCCAGGAUGGAAAGAAACCAACUUUCAGGUUAUGCAAAAUAAGCUGAAGAUUGUAGCCUUAAUUGCACAGAAGGGUAAUUUUUCCAAAACAUCUGGCAACCUUGUUCUUGAUGGCCUAGUGGAUAAGAUCGGAGAUGUAAAGUGUGGGAGCAAUGCUAAAGAAGCCUUAACUGCAAUAGCAGAAGCAUGCUCGCUACCAUGGGUUGCAGAACAGGUAGUGGCACUGGCCUUUGGGCAGAAGAAUCCGAAGAAUCAGUCUGAGACUUUGACGUGGUUGGCCAUUGCGAUUAAAGAGUUUGGAUUUACUGGGUUAAAUGUGAAGGCUUUUAUUAGUCAUGUGAAGACUGCCUUGGCAGCAUCUAAUCCAGCUGUGCGUACUUCUGCUAUUACCCUGUUAGGCAUGAUGUAUCUCUACAUGGGUGCCCCUUUGAGAAUGUUUUUUGAAGAAGAGAAACCUGCAUUGUUGUCACAAAUUGAUUCAGAAUUUGAAAAGUUGCAGGGUCAGUCUCCACCUGCACCAACAAGAGGGGUUUCCAAGCAUGGUGAUGACGCUAAUGAAAAUGAAGAACAGGAUGAAGAUGUAGGAGGUAGUGCUGACAUAAUGGAUCUCCUUCCACGGGUAGACAUUAGUGACAAGAUAACAUCAGAGUUGGUAUCCAAAAUUGGAGACAAGAACUGGAAGAUCCGUAAAGAAGGUUUGGAUGAGUUGACUGGCAUUAUUAAUGAGGCCAAGUUCAUAUUGCCAAAUAUUGGAGAGCUUCCCCCAGCACUCAAGGGACGUCUUGGAGACUCUAAUAAGAUUUUGGUGCAGCAAACACUAUCAAUUUUGCAACAAAUUGCCACAGCUAUGGGUCCUAAUCUGCGGCAGCAUGUAAAGAAUUUGGGUAUCCCUAUCGUCACUGUACUGGGAGACAGUAAGAAUACUGUACGUGCUGCUGCGUUAGCUACUUUACAUGCUUGGGUUGAACAGACUGGCAUGAAGGAAUGGCUGGAAGGAGAGGAUCUGUCAGAGGAGCUAAAGAAGGAGAAUCCCUUCCUUCGGCAAGAGCCUGCAUCCAAGGAUCAGGUAAUGGCCAUGCUAGAGAAAGCCAGAGCAAACAUGCCGGCCAAGCCUGCUGCUCCAGCAAAGAUCUCAUCCAAACCUGCUGCUUCUGCUCCCAAGUCAUCCUCUGCCCCAGUAUCUCAACCACAGGCUGCUCCAUCAACCAUUGAGGAAAGUCUUUCCAGUGCCCCUGAGCCCAAACCUGAUGCAAAAAAGGCCAAAUCUGGGGGACAGGCUGCCAAAUCAAAGAGCGUUUCACUUUCUUCAGAUGGGGAUAACAGUUUGACAAAGGCAAAUACCAGUUUAACCAAAUCUAAGCCUGUGAAACAGGCUACAGCAGGGAAGAAGGUGCCAAGCAAGCCAAAUGUCAAAGAGGAGGAGGAUCACUCCGGUCCCAUUUUUAUGGUGAUCCCAAAUGGAAAAGAUCAGCGAGUUAAGGAUGAGAAGGCAUUGAAGGUUUUGAAGUGGAACUUCACCACACCCAGAGAUGAGUACAUUGAGCAGUUAAAGACUCAGAUGUCUACAUGUGUGGCUAAAUGGCUUCAGGAUGAGCUGUUCCAUGCUGACUUUCAACACCAUAUCAAGGCUCUGGCUGUUCUUACGGAGCACCUUGACACUGAAAAAGAGGGCUGUUUGAGUUGCUUGGACCUCAUUCUGAAAUGGCUUUCCUUGCGUUUUUUUGAUACAAACACCAGUGUACUUGUAAAAGUAUUGGAAUAUCUUAAAGUGCUGUUCUCUGUGAUGAAACAAGAUGAUGUUCACUUGACGGAAAAUGAAGCAUCUUCCUUCAUUCCUUAUCUCAUCCUCAAGGUGGGUGAACCCAAAGAUGUCAUUCGAAAGGAUGUGCGUGCUAUUCUGAGCAUGUUGUGUAAAGUGUACCCAGCUAGCAGGAUGUUUACUUUUUUGAUGGAAGGCACUAAAUCUAAGAACGCUAAACAGCGUGCAGAAUGUUUAGAAGAGUUGGGUUGCUUGAUUGAAAGUUUUGGCAUGAAUGUAUGCCAGCCAUCUCCUGCCAAAGCCUUGAAAGAGAUCGCCGUUCACAUUGGAGAUCGUGACACAGUUGUGCGUAAUGCUGCCCUUAACACUGUUGUUACAGCAUACAAUGUAUGUGGAGACCAGGUCUUCAAGCUAAUUGGAAAUCUUUCUGAAAAAGACAUGAGCAUGUUGGAAGAGAGGAUCAAACGUUCUGCCAAAAAAACAGCAGCACCUGUAGUGAAACAAGUGGAUGACAAGGUUCAAAGGGCACCUGGAGUAAACCCAAAUGCUAGUAUUUUGCGCAAAGGUCCUGUGGAGGAUCUUACUUCUAAAGUUAACCAAGCCCGCUCCCAGAAUAUGCCAUCAGAACCAGCCUCUCAUACAGUACCUCGAGAAUUUCAGUUGGAUUUGGACGAAAUAGAGCAUGACAACAGCACAGUUAGUGAUAUACCUGAUCUUGUACAGCACAAACUAGAUGAGAUAUUUGAUCCAGUUGUGAUCCCAGAACCCAAAAUUCAUGCGGUUUCUCCUCACUUUGAUGAUCUCCACUCCAAUACCGCUUCAACCAUAAAUUUUGUCAUCUCACAGGUGGCAAGUGGUGAUAUGAAUUGUAGCAUUCAGGCACUGGCACAGAUAGAUGAGGUUCUUAGACAGGAGGAUAAAGCAGAAGUAAUGUCUGGGCAUAUAGAUCAACUGCUUAUUGCAACAAUUAUGCAGCUGCGCUUGAUCUACAACACGCAUAUGGCAGAUGAGAGACUGGAUAAGGAGGAAAUUAUCAAGCUGUACAGCUGUAUUAUUGGAAACCUAAUAUCUCUAUUUCAGUUGGAAAGUCUAGCACGAGAGGCAUCAAUGGGUGUGCUGAAAGAUUUGAUGCACGGUUUAAUAACACUGAUGCUGGAUUCAAGGGUGGAGAAACUAGAGGAAGGGCAGCAAGUUGUUCGUUCAGUUAACCUCCUGGUAGUCAAAGUGUUAGAGAGAUCGGACCAGACCAACAUUCUGAGUGCUCUCCUCGUGUUGCUUCAAGAUAGUCUUCUCGCUACGGCAAGCUCUCCCAAAUUUUCUGAACUUGUGAUGAAGUGUCUUUGGCGAAUGGUGAGAGUGUUACCAGAGACCAUCAACAUGAUAAACCUAGACCGAAUCCUGCUAGAUAUUCACAAUUUUAUGAAGGUUUUUCCUCGAGAGAAGUUGAAACAGUGCAAGAGUGAGUUGCCUAUGCGUACACUGAAAACAUUACUGCAUACGCUGUGCAAGCUCAAAGGACCUAAGAUCAUGGAUCACCUGUCAUUGAUAGAAGAUAAAAAUGAAUCUGAUCUGGAGUUGCACCUCCGCAAAGUGAUGAAACAUUCAAUUGCUCAGUCAGAGGGAAAAAUUGACAAGGAUACUGAGAAAGGAGCUAUAAUGGAUGAAAAAGCGUCAAAAGCAAAAGUGAGUGAUAUAUUGGCAGAAAUCUUUAAAAAGAUUGGAUCAAAAGAAAACACAAAGGAGGGUCUUGCAGAACUGUAUGAAUACAGGAAGAAGCAUUCAGACUCUGAUAUUGAACCAUUCCUGAAGAAUUCUUCCCAGUUCUUCCAGAGCUAUGUAGAAAGAGGUCUCCGGCUGAUAGAGAUGGAGAGAGAGGGCAAAGGAAGAAUUCCAACAUCUACAGGAGUUUCAAGCCAUACCACUGGAAUAACAGAUGUAACAAGCACAGCUAGUACAACCACUACAGCUGCCAUAAGUAACUCAAAUGGAGAGCCUGUGGGUCCUUCCGUAUAUUUGGAAAGACUAAAGAUACUACGACAGCGCUGUGGCUUUGACAAUAAUGGCAAGGAAGAAAAAACACCUCUGACAUCAUUACUGUCUAAACCAAGUCACCCCACAGUUGCGUCGUCGACAGACAUGCUACAUGGGAGACUUUCACAGCUGAAGGAAUCUCGAGAACACAGUCAACAUUCAGACUUAGAUUCCAACCAGACUCUUUCUAGCACUAUCAGUACUUCCUCUUCAUCAGCAGCCAAUAUAGAUGACUUGAAAAAGAGACUAGAAAGGAUAAAAAGUGGUCGCAAGUGACACUUGCAGGCCAUUGCCACUGCUGCUCUCUUAAUCUAGAACUGGCUGGACUAGCGACCUGCAUAGUUAUUUGGCCACUUUUUGGCCACAUGUGAAUAAACCUGUUUUAUGUACAAUACAGUGUAGUUUUUGGACUGCAUAUUGUAUCUCACACUGUACAUAUCGUUUAUUUCCUUGACCUAACAUUUUACCCAUCAGAAAUGUGUUAGACUUUCAAUGUACAGUUUAUUCUUAUUAUCUUUCUGGCAUUUUUAUAAGUGUUUACAGAUUUUCUUAACCUGAGUUUGUCAUGGAGUCCUAGAGUAACAAAUUCUGUUCAUUUUUUCUUUUAGUCUUCAUUUUUGAACCUUUUUCCAUGUAAUACUUGAAUUUUUGGUUCUGUAUAGAAUCAUGAGGCAUGGCAUGAAGUACUUUUAAGUGUCAUUUUGUAAAUAAAGAAGUUAAUAACUCA